UGUUUGUAUUGCAAACACAUGUCAUUUGUUUAUGAAUUUAAUUCAAUUAUUAUUAUUUAAUUAAUUAAUGAUUUAAACAGUGUUUUUGAGACAAAUUGUUAAUAUUUACUGUUAUUUAGUAUUAUAUCAAUUGAUUUGAUGGUCAGAUAUGAGACACUCGAGGAUUGCCAAAAGUAAAAGACACAAAAAGCUUAAAAUUGUCCCCAAUUGUGACGAUGAAGACAUCGCCGAUAGACAUGUCUCACAAAAAAAUCUUUGCGAUCAAUUCAUACCAAGAAAGUGGACACAAAUUUGCCAAAUGAAACAACUGUUGACUGAGAAAAACAAACUCAAGAAGAAAAGGAAAAAGAAAAAUAUGAAAGAAUUGAUUACUGUGAGGAUCAAUUCGGAUGUCAUAGAGAAAGGAAUGACAAGAAAUGAUAAGCCAUUGCCGUCAGUGAUUGAACAGGGAUUGUAUGAAAGUCAGUCACAUUUCUUAAGCCGUUUAUCUCGAUUGUCGGCCAAAGCACGGGCUGAGGCCAACAUUGAAGAGAGAUUUGAUGUCGAUUUCUGUGAGAAGUUAGACACAUCUGACGAUAAAACUAAUGCUAUGACUGAUACUAAAGGAAAAGCAAAGAAUAUUAAGAAAAAUGAGAGAAAAAAACUUAAAAGGAAAAGACAUAACAAAGAGACCUCUUUUGAUCACUUGGAAGAUAACGUCUUAUUUGGUGAACGAGUCGAUGAACCGCCAAAUUUGAAUGCUUUUAAUUUUAAAAAGAAAUUAAAAACCAAAUAAAUGACAUCAAAUAAAUCAAACAUUUGUACAUUAUUUUAAUGUUAUUAUAAAUAAAAA
This is a messenger RNA of Oppia nitens, 832 nucleotides long. RefSeq lists its product as uncharacterized. The record is from RefSeq and is a predicted model, not a curated record. NCBI's taxonomy places the organism in Eukaryota, Metazoa, Arthropoda, Arachnida, Sarcoptiformes, Oppiidae. The coding region runs from base 149 to 775 and encodes 208 amino acids. The transcript has 3 exons.